UUUUCUUCCUUCAGUCAAGUAAGUAGAAAAACCCUAAACUUUACUGAGGUUAGUGAUCAAUUAGGGCUUCGAGGGGUUUGGAUGGAUAGUCUCGUAGAUGCACUGAGCAGUGCAUAUCAAGACUUUGUUGCAGCAUCAGCUGUUGUACUUGAAUCAAAGGAGAGUUCUAAUGGUCAGAAAACAGCAGCGACUGAUGCUGCAUUAGAAAACUUUAAGCAAAAAUGGGAGUUGUUCAGGGUUGCAUGUGAUCAGGCAGAGGAGUUUGUGGAGUCGGUUAAGCAAAGAAUUGGCUCCGAGUGUCUCGUGGAUGAAGCUACAGGCACUGUUUCGGGGAAGCCUGGGCAACCAGCUGCAAGUGGCCUUCAACCCAUUAGUGCUGUUAGGUUGGAGCAGAUGAGUAAAGCUGUAAGAUGGCUAGUGAUAGAACUGCAACACGGUUCUGGAGCGAAUAGUGCUUCAGCAGUACAUCCCAAUCCUUCUGCUCCAUUUGAUGCCAGAUUUUCUGAAGAUGCAGCGCAAUAGGUACACUGAAAUCUUGCUGAUACUUCCUGUCCUUGUCGUUUUCGUUGACUAUGUUAAAUAAUCUGGAAACAAAUUUGUAUUAUUUAAUGAACUAUUAGUAAUAGGCUUUGUAUCCUAGACUUGAUGAUGAAGCAAAUAAGUGAACAUUCCCUUGGAACUGAAAUUGAUUCAUAUGUAAGAGCUGCUAUUACAAAACUGCUGGUCUUGUAUAAAUUUCCAGGUUGAUAGAAAAGUAGUAGAAGCUAACAAGACCGCUUUUUAGUAGCAUCAUAUGUUCUCUUCCAUCAGAACGAAUAACUGUGAGUAACCACUAGUUUCUGCAGCAAUUAUGUACUGUCCUUACUUUUUUUUAUGAAGAAUACUAUCCUUACUUAUUAAGCUAAGUUUGACCCAACUUCUUUUUUAUGAAGAAUUAUGUACUAUCCUUACUUAUUAAGCUAAGUUUGAACCAACACUUCUGACAGACGAAUGGAAACUAGAAAAAAAAAAACAUAGUUUCUUUGUAUUCUAUUUUCAUCGCUGUAAAACAAAGAACAACUGUUAGUUGUGACUGUUUUCAGGUAACUACAGAGUCUGGUGAUCCGCAGAGAGAAACAGAAGAUCUUCUGUGCC
Solanum verrucosum is the source of this 1134-nucleotide messenger RNA. RefSeq names its product mediator of RNA polymerase II transcription subunit 32. The transcript has 2 exons. Bases 82 to 522 code for a protein of 146 amino acids. NCBI's taxonomy places the organism in Eukaryota, Viridiplantae, Streptophyta, Magnoliopsida, Solanales, Solanaceae. The record is from RefSeq and is a predicted model, not a curated record. Gene Ontology annotation, biological process: leaf senescence; cold acclimation; regulation of DNA-templated transcription. Gene Ontology annotation, cellular component: mediator complex.